This is a messenger RNA of Oppia nitens, 796 nucleotides long. Its product is annotated as keratin, type I cytoskeletal 10-like. The coding region runs from base 53 to 796 and encodes 247 amino acids. The record is from RefSeq and is a predicted model, not a curated record. Lineage: Eukaryota; Metazoa; Arthropoda; Arachnida; Sarcoptiformes; Oppiidae. The transcript is spliced from 2 exons.
UAUUAUUGUUUGUGAUAUACAUUAACCAUUUAUAUAUAUAUUUUCAUCAAUUAUGUUUAAAUCACUCAUAGUUUCGUUGCUGUUUGUCGUCUACUGUAACGCUGGCGGAUAUGGAGGCGGCGGUUACGGUGGUGGCGGACGAGGAGGCGGUGGAUACGGUGGCGGAGGAUAUGGUGGCGGCGGAUACGGUGGCGGAGGAUUUGGCGGCGGUUUUGGCGGCGGAUUUGGAGGCGGAUUUUCCAGCGGCGGUGGCGGCGGCGGCGGUAUAGUACCGGCCGCUAUCAUAUCCAGACAUCGUAUCGACUAUCGUGACGUACCGUCCCAGGGAUCGGUCAAUCCGACUACCAUUGAAGUGGGAGCUUCGGCCGUACCGCUGAACAUACUGUUCCGAUCGUCGUCGUCGCACAUCAACGUACAACAGGCUCACGAAGGAGGCGGUGGCGGCAGUCAACAGAGCCAGUCAGUCGACGAACCGCAUCAUCUGUUCCACGAAGUAAACAAACCUAUCAUUCAAGAGGUCAGGGAAGUGAUUACACCCUACAGACGUAUCGUCCAGGAGAUCAAUCCCGUCCAGGAAGACAUCCAGACUAUUGUCGCCCGAGGAACGGGUGGCGGUGUUGGUGUUGGCGGCGGCGGAUUCGGUGGUGGAUUCGGUGGCGGAUGCGGUGGCGCCGGAGGUGCCGCUGGUUUUGGCGGUAAAGGUUGCGGCGGCGGCGGUUACGGUGGCGGCUAUGGAGGUGUCAGCCGAUCUCAUGGUGGCGGCGGUUAUGGAGGCGGCGGUAAAAAGGCUUAUUAA